CAUACUGGCCAUCGGUUAAAGAGUUUUUUCCGAGUUUUUAAUGACCUUUCCUCAUUAGAAAAGAGCCGGAAAGGAAUUUCGACUAGCUACACUUAGAGAGAAGGUGAACAUUUCGCAAAUUUAUCAUGAUUCUUCAACAGCUCUUUAGAUUUUCUUCCAUUUUCCGUUCAGCCCUAUCUGUCCAAUUGCGUAGAAAUAUUGGCUUUUCUGCCAUCGCCUUUAAUAAAGCAAAGGAACUUGAUCCUGUACAGAAGCUGUUCUUGGACAAGAUUAGAGAAUAUAAAACCAAGAGCCAGUAAAAAACUGGUGGCCCUGUUGAUGUUGGUUCAGAAUAUGAGAAAGAGCUGAAUGACCAAACUGAGAAACUCACACGGUUAUAUGGCGGAGGAGACAUGACCAAAUUUCCAGAGUUCAAAUUUGAACGUAAGGUUUUAGAAAUGUGCCCAUUACAGGUAGUCCUCAAUUUACAAUAAUUUCUA
Messenger RNA from Thamnophis elegans (Western terrestrial garter snake), 479 nucleotides. It is a transcript of the gene ATP5PF, whose product is annotated as ATP synthase peripheral stalk subunit F6. Gene Ontology annotation, molecular function: proton transmembrane transporter activity. The record is from RefSeq and is a predicted model, not a curated record. Gene Ontology annotation, biological process: proton motive force-driven ATP synthesis. NCBI's taxonomy places the organism in Eukaryota, Metazoa, Chordata, Lepidosauria, Squamata, Natricidae. The transcript has 3 exons.